AUGAAGGGUAUCAAACUGCGUGGAGCGCCGAUGUACCUCGACAUGCAGGCCACGACUCCCCUCGAUCCAAGAGUGCUGGACGCUACACUGCCUUUCUUGACAGAGCAAUACGGCAACCCCCAUUCUCGCACUCACAUGUAUGGGUGGGAGAGUGAGGACGCCAUGGAAGUUGCUCGCAAGCAGGUGGCUUCAUUGGUGGGCGCUGAUCCCAAGGAGAUCAUAUUCACUUCUGGCGCAACUGAGUCAAACAACCUGGCCAUCAAGGGCAUAGCCAAUUUUUACAGGGACAAGAAGAAGCACAUCAUCACCACUCAAACCGAGCACAAGUGCGUGCUGGACAGCUGUCGGUAUAUGCAGCAGAGGGGCUGGGAUGUAACCUACCUGCCCGUCGACCAGGAUGGCCUCAUCAACCUGGAUCAGCUCAAGGAUGCCAUCAGGGAGGACACAGCCAUUGUGUCUGUCAUGUACGUCAACAAUGAAAUUGGCACUGUGCAGCCGAUGGCAGAGAUUGGCAAGCUGUGCCGGGAGCGCAAGGUGUUCUUCCACACAGACGCGGCGCAGGCGGUGGGCAAGAUUCCGGUGGACGUCAACGCGGACAACAUCGACCUCAUGUCCAUCUCCGGGCACAAGAUCUACGGCCCCAAGGGCAUCGGCGCCCUCUACGUGCGCCGCCGGCCGCGCGUGCGCCUGGAAGCCCAAAUGAGCGGCGGCGGCCAGGAGCGCGGAGUGCGCAGCGGCACGGUGCCUGCGCCGCUGGUGGUGGGCUUUGGCGCGGCGGCGGCGCUGGCGCAGAGGGAGAUGCAGGCGGACACGGAGCACAUUCGCCGGCUGGCGCAUCGGUUGUACGAGGGCGUGACCUCCCAGCUGGACGGUGUCGUGCUGAACGGCCCCGGUGACCUGGACGGCCGCCAGCGCUACAUCGGCAACCUCAACCUGUCCUUCGCCUAUGUGGAGGGCGAGUCCCUGCUCAUGGGCCUCAAGGACCUGGCAGUGAGCAGCGGGAGUGCGUGCACGAGCGCGAGCCUGGAGCCGAGCUACGUGCUGCGCGCGCUGGGAGUGGAGGAGGACAUGGCGCACACCUCGAUCCGCUUCGGCCUGGGCCGCUUCACCACCGAGGCAGAGGUCGACCGCGCCGUGGCGCUGACGGUCGCCCACGUGGACAAGCUGCGCGAGAUGAGCCCCCUCUGGGAGAUGGUGCAGGAGGGCAUCGACAUCAAGAGCAUCCAGUGGAGCCAGCACUAG
Coccomyxa subellipsoidea C-169 is the source of this 1242-nucleotide messenger RNA. RefSeq names its product cysteine desulfurase. The transcript has 6 exons. Bases 1 to 1242 code for a protein of 413 amino acids. Gene Ontology annotation, cellular component: mitochondrion; cytosol. Gene Ontology annotation, molecular function: cysteine desulfurase activity; pyridoxal phosphate binding. Gene Ontology annotation, biological process: [2Fe-2S] cluster assembly. Lineage: Eukaryota; Viridiplantae; Chlorophyta; Trebouxiophyceae; Coccomyxaceae. The record is from RefSeq and is a predicted model, not a curated record.